Messenger RNA from Rhizophagus irregularis DAOM 181602=DAOM 197198, 693 nucleotides. RefSeq lists its product as uncharacterized. NCBI's taxonomy places the organism in Eukaryota, Fungi, Glomeromycota, Glomeromycetes, Glomerales, Glomeraceae. The record is from RefSeq and is a predicted model, not a curated record. Gene Ontology annotation, molecular function: RNA binding; metal ion binding.
UUUUUUUUUUUUUUCGUGCUUAUAUAUUAUUUCAAAAGAUUUCUUGUAGUAUUUUUCCCAAACAUACUUAAUUUUUAAAAAUCUUUACCAUCUUUUCUUUUAAUCAUGUCAAAGAUUGACAUUUUCAGGCCUAAUCUUUACAAUUUCAAGCUAGAUUUUGAACAAUUUAUUCAUGAUAAGAUCAUACCUCAGAAAAAAGUUGAACAAUCACAUGAUGCAAUAAAAAAACGACGAAGCGCUAAUGAUAUCGUGUGUAAACAUUGGUUAAUUGGAUCAUGUUUUCGUAUUAAUUGUCCUUAUUUGCACUCUUACGAAUUCGAUCAUAUGCCAUUAUGUCCUACUUUGAAGAAAUUUGGAUCAUGUAACAGAGAAGUUUGUGUAUUUUCUCAUAGUCAGAGUAUUAACAGUAAUAAAUCUCGAAAAGAAUGUCGAUCUUAUAAACGUGGAUUUUGUAAAUACGGAUCAACUUGCAAAUAUAAGCAUACACGUCGUGUUUUAUGUGAUCUUUACUUGACAGGAUUUUGUACGCGGGGACCAACAUGUUCAAACGCACAUCCAAGGCACUUUACCAAUUCUCUAAAAUACAGAAACACACGUAAAAGCAUGGUAAUAAGCUUACCAAAUUAAUUAUAAAGAUUAUAAAAAGGCCAAACUAUUUCUUUUUCACAUAAUCAAAAGCAUAAAAAUUUUGGA